Molecule: messenger RNA, 6138 nt
Organism: Styela clava
Lineage: Eukaryota; Metazoa; Chordata; Ascidiacea; Stolidobranchia; Styelidae
Molecular function (GO): protein binding
Source: RefSeq, a predicted model, not a curated record
GUCAAAUAAUCUUUUUUCAGUUUUUAGGGAAAGCUAAAAAAAAGUAGAAUUUUGCUGUAUUGAUGAAUAAGGACUGUAGGAUGUUGGACUAUUGUCAAAGUGUUCGCAGCCAUUCAAUUGUUAAAUUCGAAAUACAGUAUGCAAGGUCUACGAGCAGCUUCAGCUAAAGAAGGGAGUAUAUUUAGCGUACUCUAAGGGAAAUUAUCAGUGACAGUUAUCUAUGUGGUAGGCCAGAUCAGUUGUUUAAAAUACUAAAAUAGUCUGUUCCUGGGAAUGAUAUUUUAUCUGUUUAUUCCCCCAAUACCCUGAUACUGCACUCUCACAUCUGUGUGCAGGUGUAGGCCCUAUGCAGUGGUGGGAUUCAAUUUUUUUGUCAGCCGGUUCCUUUACACAAGUCCGUUUUGUUACAAACAGAACAUUGACAGUAACCAGUAAUGUUAACCGGUUUGCUGAUCUCAUAAACUUCCGUGAGACGGUUCUAUAGAACCGGCUGAAUCCCACCACUGGGUGUAUGAGGCUGUUUGCUAAACAUCUCCUCUAAUUUUUAGUGAUUUCAAAUUUUUAUCAAAUAAUCUUUAACUCAGUUAUAUUUUUAUUAUUUACACUUACUUAUAUUACUAGGUUUUAGUGAAAGAGCCAGGAAUGCAUUCUAUUACAGUAUUGUGAUGAUCUUUGAUUCGGCUAAGUAGUGUCAAAGAAGCAACUAAAAUUGAACCAACAAUUUUCUCGGGCUCACGAAAAUGAUUGCUACAAUUUUGAUCUUACUAUUCCUUAGAGGUUAUAAAUUCUGAUUGAGAACACUAAUAUACCGAUUCUUUAUCUAAUAUUAUUUGAUCUUUUGCUUUUAUAGCUUCAGUUUACCUAGAGCCUGUAAUUUCAGUUUUACUUUCAAAAAACCAAAAAAAAUCAUGAGUCACAUAGAUCCAGGCCCGCUUGCUACCUAUGAAAGUCUAGCAGACCCUCAUCUGACUGGGUACUUCAAUAAUUCUCGAAUGAGAAGACAUUUGAGAAAAAUGGGUCUGAUAACUAGUAGAGGUAACAUUGUAUCAGAAAAGGUUUUUCGUCUGAACAAUGCUCGAAAAGAACACCAGAGGCAUAUUCGGGAUGUGUUGGCUCAAGCUAUAAUACAUAAGGCUCUUGAUAUGGAAAGACACAGACAGAUGCAUAUUAAAAAGCAGCUUGAAGAUAUUGGAAAAAUUGAACGAGUACGCAGGGUCCGUUCAGAAAGAUCUCUUCGAGGUGAUGAAGAUUUGUUGCCACUACUUUCUCCAAGAAUGAAGCACAGCAAAGAUAAAAAGCAUGGCAGGAAAUCGAAAAGCAGGGAGAAAGUACCAAUUUUACAGACAGUAACGGAUAGCGAUGAUUAUCAACAACAACCACCUCAAAGUGUGGGUUACCCAGCUAUUCCGUCGGAUACACCUUACAACACUCGUACUGACCGAAUGAAAACUCAAUAUCCAGAAGUUGAAGUUGACAAUCAACAUCUAUAUGAGUUAGACAGGGAUGCUUUGCGCUCUUUCACUCUCAAUUUAUCGCAGUUUGAUCUUGGUAGUGGUGUGAGCCCAUAUUCUGUUCCUCCACUGGAGAAAACUGUCAAAAAGAAAGAAAGAAGGCGACCAGCAACAGCCACAGGUGCAAGUGCUCGAGUAAGCAUAAAAGCACCUCGUCCAAGAUCCAAUGCUAGAUCACUGAAAUUGCAUCGCAGAGAGCCACCAAUGAUGCAUAGAGCACAACUUCAUACUUUGGCCCGUGUUACUUUCAAAUAUUUGGGUCAGAUGGUUCACUUGGAUCAUGAGGAAGAAGAUCCCAGAGAUGAAGUUGUUGUGAUGCAACAACACUGUGGAGGAGAAAAUCUGCGUAUUUUCAAAGGCAUGUUAAUGAAGGGAGAUAGAUUUGUUGUCAUUUCACGUAGACAUCGUACAUUCCCAUUUAGCUUGACAUUUUAUCUCAACGGAGUUCAAGUGGAAAGAUUGAGCACUUGUUGUGAGUACAAACACAAGCUUGGCCACAAGUUGGGUGCAAAAUCCAGUCAUUUUGGUAUUGUCAAAGUCGACGGUUCUCAAGCUUGCUUCAAAUGCUUGAUAGCUCAAGGAAAGUUGAAAACAAGGCCAGAUCCUACUCCUCCUCCAACAGGGAAACCCAGCAAGCCAACAAGAACCAAGAGGAGACCAGCCAAAAGGCUACAUGGAGUAGAUGAGCAGAAGCCAGAAGAGUAUGCUGAUGACUUCCAAACAUCAUCAAAAUCUUCAACAUCUGAGGAUGUUCAGACAGAUGGUCCCAAAAUGGCCUCAGAUGAAUCAUCUUCUGAAUUAUCAGACACAGAAUCGGAGAGUACAAUAAGUGAUGUAAGUGAUUCGGAAAAUGAAGAUGCAAACCAACGUUCAGAAUCUGAGAGUAGAUUGUCAUCGAAACCUGGUGAAGAUGAUUCAUACUCAUCUGAUAGUAGUAGUGAAGAUUCUCAAAAGAGAAGUAAACAAACAAAAAAGACCAUGAAGAAAAGUCCACCGCCUGCAAAAACAUCAAAAAGCCCAACUCCAGCUAAACAGGAUCCACCACCACAGAGGAAGCAUGUUAGAAGCCCAGUAGAAAAGGAAAGAGCAACAAGUCCCAUAGAAAAAACAAGAACCCCAUCACCAGUACAAAAUGUCACUAAAUCUGAGCAACCAUCUAUUCAGAAAGUUAACAAAAGCCCACCUCCCUCGUCAACUUCAGGAAAAGAUGAUGUAGGGGGAACUUCUGCAUCAGAGUCUUUGUCAAGUAUGUCAAGCACUGAUUCUGGAGAUACUGUUGAAGAGGCAAUCAAACCAGAAACAGGGAAAACAAAAGAACCACAAAGGAAAACUCCUGAUGGCAAUAAAAAUAACAACAAUAGUAGCGAAAUAAAAACAGGGACGGACGAAAAGCCCUCAACUACUGAUGAUCAUUUGAAUGGUACUGAACCUGUGGAUGUUCAAAGAUCUAAAACACCUGUACCAGCAUCUGAAUCAAGCUCUAGUAGUGAUUCUGAUAGUAGCGAAGCUGAGAGUUUUAAAAGCAAGUCUAGUGAUGAUGAAAAGGGUUCAAAAGAUGCAGAUCAGAAAGAAAAAAUUAAUGCAUCCAUUUUACCCCUUGUUCGAGGAAAAGUUGCUGCUGAUCUCAGUGGCAAGCAAAUAACAAAAUAUCAGAUUGAAGAACUAACUGAGUUUCUGGAUAAAGAUCCAUCGGCUCUCGGUAUACAACAAAUGUCACUGAAAGGCUGUGAUGUUGGAAAUGAAGGAGGAAAAGCGAUACUAAAAUCAUUACUCAAAGCCAAGUCUCUGAAAAGCCUUGACAUGAGCGGGAACAAUAUUACACAAGACUCUGUUGAGUUGCUACUUGAUGUGUGCCAGAAAAAUCCAGUUGAUCAUUUGUCUGUCGCUAACAAUCCUCUGGGUGACCAUGGGUGUGAAGAACUGAUUAGCGGAUUUACAAGGUCCCAAGCAAAUGUCGUCACAGCUCAAAUUCAGAAAAGAGUUUCUCAAAGUCUAAUUUCCUCAGUUUUAAAAGAUUCUCGAAAGGAACUCGGUGAUGAAAGUGGCGCUGGUAUGUCCAGUUCUUCAAGCAUGUCAAGCUUGGCUUCAACAGCUGUAACAGAAACAGUUUUUCUACAAGAUUUGGAUAUUUCCAAUACCAAGGCAGGACAUGGUACUUUUGUUAGUCUUGGCUCGUACUUAGCACUGAAUCCUAAAGUAACAACACUUAAUUUGAGUGGAAACUCGAUAAGUACAACAGCUUUGGAAUCCCUGAUAAACUCUUUAGGAGAUGGCAGCAAUAAAAAUCUCCGAAUUUUGCGCAUGAACAGCACAACAAUGGACAACAGACAUGCUGAAUUAAUAGCAGAAAAACUCACCGACAAAUGUCGAUUAUUAGAACUUAGUGUAAAAGGCAAUAGAAUAACCAAAGAAGGAAUUGAGAAACUUGAAGAAUAUAAAAGAAAAAACAAUUCCCUAGAAACAUUGAUUCUUGAGUGAAAAUUAUGUUACUGUUAGCAGGGUUUAAUUACCCAUUAUUCAGAUAACAAAACUGAUGUUCAGUACUGAAGCAUGUUGGUGAAUGUAUAAAUAUUCUGUGAAAUUUUGAAGCAAAAUCAUUGGAAUAGCUGUGUUUUUACUUCUGUUCUUUUGGGAAAAAAGAUUGUUUGUGAACCGUGUUCUGGCAAAAUCUCAUAAAUAUUCGUUAUCUCAUACAAUAAGAUCAUGCCAUUUCUAAGCAUCUUUCUGGGUAUUUUUGUGUCAAAUAAUCCAAAACAUAGAUGAAAAGGCAGUUAUUCGGAAGAUAUUUCAGAAUCCUCAAUUUUGAAGUUGAAACUGGUAUUGGUGAUCGCUUCGAGUUUUUGUCCACAUGCUGCAGCAUUUUUGAAUUGUAAAUAUAUUGUACAUAGAAUAAUGUAAAUAUCAAAUAGAUUUUAUGUUUUUUCUUCAUUUUUGCUUAUUUUUAAUGUAGUAUCACUGUUUUAGCUUGUGUUCUUCAUUCAAUUGCACAUUAAUUUUUACAAUAAUGAUAUUUCUGUUUAUUUUCCAGUACAGGUUUUUGCUGCAUUUUGUCAUCACUGGCAUCAAUUUUAUGUAUAUUAGUAUAAGGUAGUCUUCUCUGAUUACGUUAUUACAUUUUUCUAUUUUAUGAGGGAAAAUAUUUGUUAAAUAUUAAUAAUGAUAAUCUUUUUGAAUACAAAAACAUGUGUUACGAAAGCUGAGCUAUUGGUUACUUUCAACAUGAUAGUACACCUAGCACCAUAGCUUAUCCUCUUUGUUUGUUGAUUUGAUUGUCACAGGUCACGAAUAAUAAAUUCAUAUCUUCGUUCCUACAUAAAUAUUGUUUGCAGACAUUGUCUAGCGACCUUUAUAUUGUUUGCUCCUUCAUUGAUGUUUCAAUCUUAGAAGACCACAAGAAUAUGCUUGUACCAUAGAUAAUGAUUUUCUAACAGUUUAUUUUCCCUCAUUUCUCUUGCUUGGCUCAACAUAAUCAUUGUGAUUGCACUAUUUUUAUCCCAAAGAUCGUUAGAUGGUGUAAUAUAAGUUUGGUGUGUAAUUUCUUCAAGUGUCUUCCUGAGAUUUUGAUGAUGGUAAUAAAAAUAGAAGACGUACCUAUUGUUACAUCUUAGAUGUGUUUUAUUACCAAUUCUAGUAUGAUUGAUUACAGUAUGAAUAUUUUAUAAUUUACGCUCCUAUCUAUUUUUCGAAACGAAGCAUUCAAAACAGAAGAAUAAUAUAAUGCCUCCUGCUGUACGAUCUUCUAUCUAAUAAUAAUCAUUUCUUUCAAAUCACCUUCAUGUUCGAGCAAAAUUUGUUUAAAACCUCCCGAUUUUUAUGUAGCAUGUACCUUCUAUAUUUAUCAGGGUACAUUCAACCAACUUUUGUCCAAAAUUGUCUAAGCAACUGUGGAACUUCACUUCAUGUUUUAGUACAUUAUCAUAGUGAUGAGCUUGUUAUAGUGUUUUGUUUAUACAUUUGUAAUUUUAACUUGCAUAUGAGUGGCAAAUACUUGCAGAUAUUUGUAGUUACGGUAGUUUUCAAGAUAUUGUUUUUUAUAUUGUUUACCAUAAUUUAUAAUCGCUUUAAUGUAAAACUUUAUCCCCAUUAAUUUGUCAUUAGCUCUGUUCAGGAAUGAAAAAAUUUAGCAACAGUAGUUGGUCUAUAUUUCUGAAUAAAUAUGGAUUCAUCAAUUUGACAUUUAUGUCUUAAAAGCUAGGUCGAUGCCUGUAUGAUGUUUAGUUGUCUUCAUAUUUUUUAAACCUAAUCAAAAAUCGGAUUCAAAUUUUUCUUUGUUUGGUUCUGUUAGUAUGCUACUUUAGAAUAUUGUAGAGGAACACGCCACCCCAUAUCAUUAAUCUUCAAGUCUGUUUUAAUAUGAUUUAUAACACUGUGUUGUUGCAUUUGCAUUGCAAUUAUUCGAAUCAAAUAUUAUAUUUUCUUUAAAUCCUGGUCAGAGGAUUUCCUGAUUUAUGCUUUACUGUUCAUUGCCUAUCUACGGCUCAUAUCUAUAGGUCAUAACCAAAUUGAUUAACAUUACAAAUAAGUCUAAAAUAUUAUUUUUGUUGAUCAUGAUGAUUAUCUCUGUAUUAUGUUUGAAUGAUGUUUAUAUUCAACGUCUUAUCUUAGAGAAUAAAUGUUUGAAUUAUUG